Brassicogethes aeneus is the source of this 748-nucleotide messenger RNA. The record is from the annotation of a GenBank genome assembly. NCBI's taxonomy places the organism in Eukaryota, Metazoa, Arthropoda, Insecta, Coleoptera, Nitidulidae.
CAUCUAAUGAUGCAUAAGAAUCGAAAUCCUCUCGUCGACCGAUUUGGCACGUAGAAAAAAAUUCCCUUCGCAUAAUACCUUAAUUAGGAUGAAUUAUCGUCAAUCUGCAUGAAACAGUAGGGGAGACGCAAACCUAAUAGAUUUGCACGCAUUUCGCCGCAGUUACUGUUGCGUGAGGUAUGAAAGGUAUGAAAAAGGAAUUCUCGUUCAUAUUGCUGCUGAUUGUUUUGUGCUUUCACGAUGCCCAGUGCCGCAGGGGCAGGGCCAGGUCCAGGACCAAGUCUAAGUUUCAAAUCGGCUUGCCCAUAACUGGCAAAUACAGGGACCCGGAAUCCGAUCAAUAUUACAACAACAACAAUGGGGCAAAAAUCACCCUGGCAUCACAUUUCGAUUAUGAAUACGUGCUGGGUCAUAAGAUCGCUUUUCUCUGCGUUGCAAGAGGAAAUCCGAGACCUCACAUCACCUGGUAUAAAGACGGCAGCGAAAUUUUUACUCACUUAUAUUUAAACAUUCACGAAUGGAGAAUUGGGAAGGAUAAGAUAAAAAGUAAGCUGGAAAUAGAUCCGGCCACCCAAAUGGACGCGGGGGUUUACGAGUGUACCGCAGAUAACAUGUAUUCAAUAGACAGAAGAUCGUUCAAAACCGAUUUCAGCAUUGCUUUCGACUAAAUCUUCUAGAUGCGUAAUUUAUUUUUUAUUAUUGUGAUAGGUAUUCCUUAAAAUGUAAUAAACCUGAAGUUAAUGUGCGA